Molecule: messenger RNA, 5734 nt
Organism: Papilio polytes (common Mormon)
Lineage: Eukaryota; Metazoa; Arthropoda; Insecta; Lepidoptera; Papilionidae
Exons: 5
Coding region: 199-5469 (1756 amino acids)
Source: RefSeq, a predicted model, not a curated record
CGUAACUCAGAUGGAAUGAUCAAUGAUGUUUGCAGUUUCUUAAGCUUUCUAAACACCGUAAUUAUUCAUCAUUAUUUAAGCAACCGAUAUUAACACGUAUUCUUGCUCAACAAAUGGUGUACGAAAUUUUGAAUAGGUACUUAACCGAGGUUAAGCAAUAGAUAUGGCGGUGUCGAAGUAACGGAUGUGUGCUGUAAAAUGUCUGAUAAUAUCGAAAAGUUGUGUAAAGAGUACGACGAAAAUGUUUCCGAGCCCCGAACGAGAAACGUCGGGUUGUUCACGAUCCCUGAAUACCCGGAGUACGAGGCGCGCGGUAUGUGGUCAGCAGCGCUAGACGCGAUCCUCACCACACUGCGGUAUCUAGCGCCCGCCACGCUACUCACUCUCCUUUGGGGACAGCAGAGCUUCAUAUUCAAGAUAUUGAAAUAUAUCGACUCUGCUUUUAGAUCUCUGAUAUUCUCGAAUGAAGAACAGAAGCAGGCGGUGUUGCAAUGGGUGUCGGAGCAUGGGCCAGUUCGUGUAGAAGAGCUGGGUACGGUGUGGCAGCACGGCUGGGUGCUCUGCGGAGUUUUGGACUCCGCAUUACCCGGCGCCUGCGCAGGUCAUCCACCGACGCAACUCUCACUUAAGCACGCUCAAGCGAUCGCUGCACAGUACCUUGGAGUUGAACCGGUAUUUUCUCGCCAGGAGCUUGAAUCAAACGACAAUUUAAGCAAACACCAAGAAUGGAGAUUGACAACUUACUUAGAUUCUGUUCGUCAAGCUGUAACAAAAGUCACGCCAUCUGUUGUAAAGACCAAUUACCAAAAGCCAACUAAAGAUACAACUCAAUUCAUUCUUGACUACAUAGCAAGAGGUUCAGGUCUUUCAGCUGCCCAAAUAAAUCAUCCGAUGUAUUUUAAAAUUUAUCCAACUUCACAACAAACUUUAGAUCCAGGAGACAUAACAAUAGUAAUAAACGGACCGAAUGAUACAUGUGGCGUGAGAAUAUUGCCACCUAUUCUUGGAAAGGCGCAACAAAUAAGACAACAAUUGCUUGGUAUGCGAUCCCAGUCAGGUUAUACAGAGAAUAAACUGCCUCUACCCCAUGGAACGACUUAUUUAAGAAGUUAUGGAAAAAAUGACAUGACUAAAACCUUUCACAUACCGAAAACAAAUUAUGACAUUGAUAUUGAAGUGGUAUCUUCUCAAGAUCACGUUAAAAUUGGUUAUACGGCUAAGUUAGAAGGAAAACAUGAAAUUUAUAUCACCAGUAAAGGCUAUAAUAUUGUGGGAUCACCUUAUACUGUUACUGCUACUAAAAAUAUAUUAAAUUUAUUGGAAAAAGAUAGUUUUUCUCUAGAAGAUGGAGAAGAAAUAGAUAUAGUGGAUGUUAAAUCUGAUAGGAAAGUUGUAGUUAGAAUUGUUGAUUUUGUUACUGAAAAAAUGUUGCUAAAAGAUGACGGAGUAUUAGAAAAAAUCUCCGAAGACGAAGCCAAAUAUUUAAUGGAUAAAGAUACUAAAGUAGAAAAACCUUUAACUCCAGCUGCCCAAAUUACUAUUCCUGCAGUACAAUUUGACGAAACUAGCAUAAAAUCGACAAAAUUCAAUGAAGCUGCUAAUAAAAUUGUAAAAAUUAAUAAAGUAUGCAAAUUGUUUAAUGAGUUCAUUAGAGAAAAAGACGCAGUAUACAUUAAAGAAGAUAAUCUACAACCUAAAAAUCAACAAGACAUUCCAGAUGUCGUAAACUCAACACUUGGUGAAGGUACUGUUAAUGCAUUUCUAUUAUCAAACAAACGCGACAAAGUAAUUGUUCCUGAAAAUAUUUCGGUAUCAAUCUUAACAGAAAAAGUUAGUAACGCCGAAGACAAUUUCCUUGACGAUGUUGCUGAUAGCGGUCCAAUCGAUAAACACGAUAUCAAUUUGACCGACUUAAAAAUAUUACGUGAUGUCCCAUUUGAUGGUGAAAACGAAUCCAGAGAUACAUCAAGUAAUCCAUUUUUAAAUGACGCAAUUGUUCAAGACGAUAAAAUUGGAAAACUUUUAGGUACAUUUGUAACUUCAGAAUUUGAAACAAAUAAGAACCAAAACGAAGAAACACAAGACGCACCUAUAAAAAUUAUUUUUGAACACUCGAAUGAUGCGCCCUUGACUAAUGAAACAAAUCCUUUUAUCAAAGGUGAUAUUGUUAUAACAGAUCGACCUAAGUCUCCGAUAUUCAAAGAUAUUGCAAAUGAUUCUGAUUUCUUCGAUCUUCAAAGUGAUCAUUAUGAGAAUACAAGUGAGAAUGAAUUUGUUAAUCCUUUCUUCGCACACCAACACCUACCUAGUGGCAAUGAUAAAGAAAAAUUGCCCGUAGCUGAUUUCAUUAUAGGAGCUCCCGUAUCAUUACCUCCUGAAAUAAAAUCUUUAUCUCAAGAAACAAAUAUCGACUCUUUAAAUGGCUCUGAUAAAGUGACUAUUAAAAGAGAUACCGAAACGUGUGAUGAUGUAAAUCAGUCAUCCGAAGUCAAUCAGUCAUUUUGUUCUUCCUUUGAAAGAAAUUUCAACACUACAAAGGGUGAAUACCUAAAUAUUAAUUCUAAUGCAAACGAUACCAUCGAUAAUGGUAAUUUAUCACCUAAAAAAGAAAUGAGGGAUUCAGCGUACGUAAGCAUAGAUGAAAACAAUACUUUACCGGAUAGUAAUAACAAUGACAACACUGUCUUAAAAUGCACUGAAACUAAACAAAAACUUAUAAACGAUUACUUUUUAUCCAAUAUGGGGCCAGCCGAGCGAGAAAUAUGGGAAAACUGCACAGAAUUACAACAAAGCGAAGCAAACAAAUUGCACGAAGAAAUAAUGAAAGCCAACAGAAGGGAUUUAAAAAAGUCUAAUUUUACACCAAUUGUCGAAGAAAAUGAUAAAAUAAUUUCUUUGAGCAUGAAGGGUUUAAGAUCAGAAAACGAAGAACCUACUGAAACUGAUCCAGUAACACUAGCUUUUGCUGAAAUAAAUCUUCUCUAUAAUGACUACUUCCCAAAUUCUGAAAAUAAUUCUACACUAAACGAAGACCAUAAAAAUAUUGACAGGGAAGUUGACCAAAUUAGUGAAUAUCAAUAUGUCAAAUCUGCGUCUGAAUUCGAAUCAGAUGUGAUGAGACAUAAUAUACAAUCAGAAGGGGAGAUUUCUGAGAUUCAGGCAAAUGUAACUGAAUCAGUUUCAGUAAGUCAAACCCUUCAUGGCGACGAACCUAUAAAUAGCACAUCACCAAAUAACGAUUCUGUUAAAUUUGGUGAUAUUACAUAUUCAAACAUAGUACUUGAAAAGAAGAAAUACUGGGAUGAAAGGAUCCGACAGAUCGAAGCAAAUGAAGAAGAAACACGGAAACUACAAAGAAAGCGACGACCUUCUGCAAAACAGUUAAGACAUAACGACUCGCUAAGUAAACGGAAAGGAAAACAGAUUAUCAAAAAAUAUCUUAGCACUAACGAUAAACAAACUAUAGAGACUGAAAAUCAAACGCAAGUAAACCUUGAUAACCAAUCACAAAAUACCGAAAAUCACAAAGAAGCUAACACUCGAAGGGUAAAAAAUUGGAAAGCAUUUUGGGAUAGCAAAUUAGACGAUGAAAGCAAGGAAAUAAUUCAUAUAGAUUCUAGAGUAAAUUCACCUAUGCAGAAUGAAAUUUUAAAUCCAGUAGUCACACAAAAUCAUAAAGAUACCAAAGUGGAUAUCAAAACUCAAGCAAACAGUUAUAUCCAAAGUUCACCUGUGAAGCAAGAAAUACCAGAAGAAGUUUUUAAAGCAUUUGAAACAAGCCCUAAAAGAUUUUUCGGUACUUCUCGAAAACAGAUUCUCAGUAAGAUUGAUAGUUCUUUAGGAAAACCGACUUCAGUUAAAGAACCUUCGAUAGAUAAUAAUGAAGCGACAUGUGAGAGUGGUUUAGUGUCUAGUCGCAUUUCCUUGUUUCACACCAUAUCACAAACAGAAGAGUUAUCAUGGACACAACGAAAAAGCCAAUCAAUGCACAAUAUUUAUCAACGAAAAGACAGUGACUCGACUUUAAAGUCUAUAUGUAAAAUAGAAAGCGAAGAAAAAAUAAACAUAUCGGAAACUACAAAAGAAGAUAUAGAGCAAAGAAAAGAAAGUGUUAAAAAUAUUACACUAAAGGAGAAAAGAGCUCGAGUGACUGACAUAUUUUAUACUAAAAGCUUUGACGAAAGUAGUUAUCAUAAAUCAAUAGAAGACGAUUUCUCAGAUCACGAUUCCCACGUUAAAGAAACUGUUAAAACUAUGAAUAGUUCACUUCCUUGCAGUUCAGCUAAUAAUUCGAAAAAUACUCAUCAAAUGUCCAGUAGUAAAUCAGAAAUGGAUAUCUUUAAUAAACUAUCAAACAAAUCAAUUGAUGAGGAUUUUGAUAAAUAUAAAUCAUACGAUGAAUUACCGAAAGUAAGUGUUAAAAAUUUUAUAUCGUUGUAUGAAGACGUCACAAAGACUGCAGAAGCAAGUUCGACAACAUUACGAAAAAGUCCUGGAAGUUCUGAUAAGCGUAGCAAGUCUGCGUGCUUAAUAUCUGAAACAGCUGCACCAAUCGAUCGAAUUAUCACUUCAACGCCUAUUGGAAAAUCAUUUAAUGAGGAAGCUUCCAGAGUAAAUUCUAAAGAAUCUGCUACAAAUAAAGUCAGAGAAGAUUCUAGGAGUAAUAGUAUUACUAAUGAAUCUAAUGGAAGUCCUGUUGGAAAUGUUGAUAAGAAAUCAACUUAUAUUAGUUUACCAGACAUAGAUUUAGAAAUUGUUGAGAAGUCUUCGGAGGAAUCAAGCGAAAUUUCGCCAGAGAGGGAAAUCGAAAACUCAUCAACCGAUUAUAAAUCUCGAUUCAAAUUAGCAAAACAAUAUUUUCAAUCUCUCGAAGAGCUCAGAGAAGUUAAAAAGCCUAAAAAACUGAACGAAUGCGAAUUACUAUUGUAUAAUAAGUCAAACGAAUCUCUUAUAGAUAACGAACAAAAUAAACCAAACGAAAAAAAGAAGAUAAAAUCGCAUACGAUGCCAUCGUCAGAAAUUACUAAAUUUUGGAAUCAACUACAUGAAGAAAACAACGAAAAUAGAGAUAAUAAAUUUAUGAAGAUAUCAGAAAAGUUCCACGUUGAAGAUUUCUUCACGGACGUUAUGGAAGGGAGGUUAAGCAGGCAAGGUAGUUUGAGAGGGAUUCCCCACAAGAAAGCAGUAUUAGAAGCAUUCAGAUCGAUGGAAAACAUUUCUGAUAGUAAUUUAAGUCCUUACGAGCUUGCUGUGUCUCAAUUUAAUGAUUUUAAUGAAGAUACUAGGAAAAAGAAUGCACAGACAUAUCUUAAUGAAUAUCCAUACUUACCUACGACAGAUCCGUCCAAUUUUCAUUCCAGAUUAGAUGUUCAGGCAUCUGGUUUAAUACCAUUUAAAGAACUCAAAAGGGUUCGAAGAAAUAGUGUACCAGAUUUAAGAUUAAAUCCAUCUUUUACUGUCGACUUGUAAAAUCUUUUUAGUUUAAAAAAUUUAUACUUUUUCCUUUUCGUAAUUUUUCUACUUCUCUUCUUGAUCUUUCUAGAACUUAAUGUUUUUGUCUAUUGUAGAAUAUAUUUAAGCUUUUUGUUUUACUUUUAAUAUUGACGCAAUAUGUAAAGUUUAAUAAGUGACUAAAAUUAUUUGGUGAUUUUUUCGUUUUAUAUUUUUGUUAAGUUUUUUGUACAAUUGUAAAGAUGUUGAAUCUAAUAACUAUAAUGUAAGGACAUAAGAAUAA